This is a messenger RNA of Python bivittatus (Burmese python), 777 nucleotides long. Lineage: Eukaryota; Metazoa; Chordata; Lepidosauria; Squamata; Pythonidae. The record is from RefSeq and is a predicted model, not a curated record.
AUGAUAAAAAACAAACCUCCAAACAACCCUGCCCAACUCAUCGCCAUGGCCAUCCAGAGCGCUCCCGAGCGCAAGCUGACGCUCAGCCACAUCUACCAGUACGUGGCCGAGAACUUCCCCUUCUACAAGCGCAGCAAGGCCGGCUGGCAGAACUCCAUCCGCCACAACCUCAGCCUCAACGACUGCUUCCGCAAGGUGCCGCGCGACGAGGACGAUCCCGGAAAGGGAAAUUACUGGACCUUAGACCCAAACUGUGAGAAAAUGUUUGACAAUGGGAAUUUCCGCCGCAAGCGCAAGAGACGCUCCGAUCCCAGUGUCUCCGGAGUGGCAUCCAGCAUUUCCACCUUGGGGACUCUGAAGACUCAGGAAGGCCCCCCCGUUGCUUUAGACCCUGUGAAACCCUGCAGUGACAGUCCUUCCUCAGCCCUGGAGCCGACGGCCUCCCUGAGGGACACCGCAAAGAGUAGCUCUCCGCCUGGGAUUGCCUCAUCGACCCCAAGCUGCCUCAGUGCCUUCUUCAGUGGCAUGAACUCACUGAGCAGUGGCACUCGCCUUGCCGAACGGCAGCCUCGAAGCCACCCCACGGGCCCGCUUAGGGGCAGCAGUUUCAGCCAGGAAGCUCCUUCGGCUGAGCAGCUGCAUCGAGCCUCGGGGCCAGCUGGCACCUACUAUAGCCCUUUUCAUCCUAGCAGCGGAGGCCAGUCAGGACAGUACAACCAUUUGUACAACUUCACGGUCAAUAGCCUCAUCUACACCCGGGAAGGCACUGAAGUAUAA